GAUGGAUGUUGAGACGUCCUGCCUCUUUGAACAUCUUCGGGUAUAUCAGCCUGGUGCUGCUCUGGCACCACCGCCACCACUAAUCGCUUGUCAGGUUUUCAUCGUCCAUGAUUCAUACCCUGUGGAUUGA
Molecule: messenger RNA, 130 nt
Organism: Acaulospora colombiana
Lineage: Eukaryota; Fungi; Glomeromycota; Glomeromycetes; Diversisporales; Acaulosporaceae
Source: the annotation of a GenBank genome assembly